GACCACAGAGGGACAGCGGACAGGCUGACUUGUACAAAAGCGAAAGGGAAGAAUGAGUUGGGACACUGAGUAACAAAGCAACUGAGAUAUUUCUCGAGGCCUUUUCACUCGGAGGAUUUAAAAUAAACCGGUGUGCUCGUGGUAAAGCCAUGGAGCCGUCAAUGACUGGCAGCUCAGCCGCCCCAAAACCCAGCCCCUCACCUCCCUCCACCCUGAGGCCAGGCCUUUCCUCUUCCAGCUUAUCCUCUACCACUACCGCACCAACCUCAGACCGCCCUAAGCCUAAACUGACCAUGCCGACACCUCCAACUACGCCCUCAUCUUCACCCUCCACUGCCUCCCCGCGGACUUCUCCUGGUCUUUCCUCCCGUUCUUCCUCCCUGUCCACGCCGCCUGCCUCCCCCCUGCGCCAGCCCAUCAGAAGCCCCUCUCAGGUGGGCAGAUCUCAGCUUAAUGCAGCCUCUACGGAGACUCCCCUGACUGGAUCUAUAGCUGCAGGAGCUGCUGCCAUUUCUCCACAGCCUCCUCCCACACCUGAACCAGUAGAGCCAGAAGAGGAGGUCAGUCUCGAAGACUUGGAGGAGAGAGCAAAGUCAGGAGAUGCAAAAGCACAAACUAAGAUGGGGCGUUACUUCCUGGCACUGGCAGAAGAAAGAGACGAGGAGCUGAACAAUUGCACAGCGGUCACUUGGCUCAUCCAGGCUGCUAAACAAGGCCGCAGGGAUGCCGUCAAAACACUGCAGCAGUGCUUAGCCUCCAGGAAAGGGAUCACUCUGGAGAACUUUGAGGAGGUGAAGAAGCUGUGUACGGAGACGCGCUUUGAGAGAGGAGUCAGGAAAGCAGCUCUUCUGAUGUACUGGAAGUUGAACCCGGAGAGGAAGAAGUCGGUGGCUGUCUCCGAGAUGCUGGAGAACGUCGAACAUGUCCACACAGAGCCGGGUAAACCAGUGUCCCGAGGUCCAUUAAACAGCUCUGCCAAGAAACAGAGGAGAGUCCUGGAGACUAUGGUCACCAAUGAGGCCAGGUGCCAAGUGGGUCUCGACGACUUUGUUGAGAUGACUAAGAAGUACGCUCAGGGUGUUGCACCUUCACCAGUCAUGGCUGCGGCAGGAGGUGAUGACGACGACGACGAAGAUGAUGUAGUGGUGAAAAAUCCAGAUGAACUGCCUUUACACCAAAAGCUGCUCAAGUUCCCUCUGUACGCCUUACUUGAGAUCAAAGAGCACCUCAUCGACUGGGCGUCACGGGCCGGCAUGCAGUGGCUCAGCGCACUGAUCCCCACGCACCACGUCAACGCACUCAUCUUCUUCUUCAUCAUCUCCAACCUCACGAUCGAGUUCUUCAUCUUCCUCAUCCCUCUGCUGGUUUUCUACCUCUCAUUUUUCUCCAUGGUCAUCUGCACGCUGCGGGUAUUUCAGAAUUCAAAAGCAUGGGAAAACUUUCGGGCACUGACAGACCUGUUGACUCACUUUGAACCCGGUCUGGAUCUGGAGCAGGCUGAGACUAACUUUGGAUGGACACACCUGGAGCCUUACCUGUACUUCCUGCUCUCUGUGAUCUUUGUGGUUUUCUCUUUCCCUGUUGCUGAUAAAUCCUGGAUCCCCUGCUCAGAGUUGGCUGCUAUCGCUCUCUUCUUCACCGUCACCGCCUUCCUGAGCCUUCACGCCUCUGCUCAGCUCUUCGCUCGUAAAGCCCUCCUCACAGAAGUCCUCUCUGGAGCCUGCUCCCUCACUCACCUCCUGCCAGACUCCUUCCCUUGGUUCCUCAGGGCCUUUGGGAUGACGUUCAUCACUGUGCCUCUAGGGGACAUAGUGCUGUUUAACCUGGGGGUGCCAUGUCUGCUGUACGGACACCUUGUCUAUCUGCUGUUCCGUAUGGCCCAGCUGAAAGGCUUCAAGGGCACCUACCUGUGCCUGGUGCCCUACCUGGUUUGCUUUACUUGGUGUGAGCUCAGCUUGGUGUUCCUUAAUAACGCCACUGCAAUAGGACUCAUCCGGACCUCCGUUGGCUACUUCCUCUUCCUGUUUGCCCUUCCUAUACUCUCACUGGGCCUGGCCGCAAUGCUCAUCAUCCAGUUAGUGCAGUGGUUUCUCGCCCUGGAGGUGACCAAGAUGGUGGUCACACUGACAAUUUGCUUUGUGCCAGUGGUGUUGAGGCUUUGGACUCGCUUCAGCCUCAACCCCAUCACGGUUUUUCGGUCUCUGUCACACAGCAGCAUCGUGAAGCUCAUCCUGGUGUGGCUCAGUGCAGUGGUGCUCUUCUGCUGGAUGUACGUGUACAGGUCUGAAGGUAUGAAGGUGUAUAACUCCACCCUGACGUGGCCUGAGUACAGCAGCCUCUGCGGGCCUCUGGCCUGGAAAGAGGCCAACAUGGCCCAAACUCAGAUCCUCUGCUCUCAUCUCGAAGGACAUCGUGUCACCUGGACUGGACGCUUCAAAUACGUCCGUGUGACUGACAUUGAGAACGGGCCGCAGUCGGUUAUCAACUUGCUGCCUUUGUUUGUGGGGAACUGGAUGCGGUGUCUGUAUGGUGAGCCAUAUCCUUUGUGUGAGGAAGCGGCAAAUGUCACAGCUGAGCCCCAGCCUCUGCCUGCCCCAGCUCCGCCUCCAGAGGAUCCUCUCUGUAAACUUAAAAAACUGGCCAAGCACGAAUGUCACAUCAAACGUUUUGAUCGAUACAAAUUUGAAGUCACCAUGGGCAUGCCGCUGGAGAGGAAGACCAAGAACGGGACGAUCGUAGAGGACGAAGAUGCCACCAAGGACAUAGUUCUGCGAGCCAGUAACGAGUUCAAGUCUGUGCUUUUGUACUUAAAGACAGGAAGCCUGGUGGAGUUCAGCACCAUACUGGAGGGCCGUUUAGGCUCCAAAUGGCCCGUGUUUGAGCUGAAAGCCAUUCACUGCAUGUCGUGCGGCGAUGCCCCCCUGCCCAGCCGCAGGCAGUACAAGAUUGAACACGACUGGAGGCGCACUGCUCGGAGCGCCCUGCAGUUCGGGUUUGACUUCUUCUUCAACCCCUUCCUGACCGCUCAGCUAGAGCAGCACUCAGAGACCAAAACAGAGACUGUGACUCAGGAGGCGGCGUAGAGAUCUGACAAACACACCUCUGGGAGAAAUAAGAUGUAUGAUAAUACUAGUGAAGAACAUUAAUGAUUGUACAUCACACCUUCUUAACACUGCAAGAGGUCGGAUACUCAGACACUUUGUGGUAUCAGACCUGUUGUAAAUCUAAACUUGAGCGAGUGUGUGUUUGCAUUCUCAUAGCUUUUGAGCCAAAAUAUGUGAGAACACGUAAUAUAAUGAAAUUAAAUAUUCAAAGGGGAGAAACACAGACUAAUAGGGUUUUUAGAAUAUGUAAUUUACUGCCUAACACUAAAGUAAGAAAAGCACGGUGUAAACUUUCUCAGCUCUGGUCAGAUGUGCAUUUCAGCCAAUUUAAGCUGCAUUUGUGCUCAGCAGUUUUUUAAAGGAAUAUUUCACCCUCAAAUAACUGUGUCACCUAGAAUUCAUGAAGACAGUGAACGUUGUUAAUAAAUUGAGGUCAUAGGAGGCCACAAAUUCAAAAUAGCACAUGGUGAGUUAUUGACAUACAAAUGGUCAUUUUGUGGGUGAAGCAUUCUUUUAAUGCAUUGCAGGGAUGCAUGAUAAUAUCGCUACAUCAUCGGUAUCGGCCAAUAUCGACUUUAAAAUUAACUAUCAGGAUCAGCCAACAUGCUUUCUCUAAUUUUGCACAAUGAAUGAAUAUUACAUACAUUGAAAAGUAUUGUAUUUCAUGUCCCCAUCAGAGUAUGCAUGCAUAAUAUGAUGUUAAUUUCACUACAGAAGAGACUUGAUGAUCACUGAAAUUAGGUGGGAGAAAAGUGGAUAUAUUGAUAUCGGUAUUGGUUGUUACAUAUCGGCGUAUCAGAUAUGAGCAAAAAAUCCAAUAUCGUGCAUCCCUAAAUCAUUGUGAUUUUUUUUCGUUGUACAAACACUGUGUGCUGAACUCAUUUUUAUGCUUAUCAUUGUAGCCAAAAUCAUCAGUAUUUACAUUUUACAGUUUCCCUGUUGAACUGUACUCUCAUUGUUUGUGGCCUCCAAACUACGAAAGAGAAACUUUCUUUUAUUUUCGCACAAAAGUUUGUAUUGCUGAUGAUGAUUAGUGAGGGUUUCCUUUGCUGUCAGGCUUAAAUCAUGUAACAGACAGAACGCGCAGUAUGUCAUGAUUUUAAAAUGGUUGCUAGUGGAAAUUUAAGUGCCUUAAUCUAAACAUAACUUAGGAGAAUAGACUAAAUCACGUCUUUAAUUCUGUACCUUUUAAAAAGCUCAGCUGCAUCUAUGCGUGAUCUGUGACAGAGCAGGUAUCCAACUUUAUCUCUGCCUUCUCCUCCCUCGUUCGUCUGCCUCUCUGCUGUGCAGAGAUUUAAUAUAUUGAAUAUUUGCAGUCCCUGUGUGAUGAUGUGUUUGAAGUUAGGAUGUCACUACUGUUUUCUAUACUGUGACCCAUAAACAUA
Messenger RNA from Epinephelus moara (kelp grouper), 4489 nucleotides. RefSeq names its product Wolfram syndrome 1b (wolframin) (gene wfs1b). NCBI's taxonomy places the organism in Eukaryota, Metazoa, Chordata, Actinopteri, Perciformes, Serranidae. Gene Ontology annotation, cellular component: endoplasmic reticulum; endoplasmic reticulum membrane. The record is from RefSeq and is a predicted model, not a curated record. The transcript has 10 exons. Gene Ontology annotation, biological process: endoplasmic reticulum unfolded protein response; calcium ion homeostasis. Gene Ontology annotation, molecular function: protein binding. The coding region runs from base 150 to 3083 and encodes 977 amino acids.